AAACAAUCAGCUUUUGCCGUGAGGAAUGAUCGUGUCAACAGGUUGAAUUGGGAGCAUGGAGUGGGAAGAUUGCCGCAGUUCUGUUAUUCAGGAUGGGAGCAUUUUUAUAAACCACGUAAACGCCUUGAAGCGAUACCUGGUUGACCAAACGUCAAUGAAUGACAUUAAAUUAUAUGAGACCAUCGUCUCCCAGCUCUACGAAUGCAGCUCGCAGUCUAUAAACAAAGAGGUUUUGCGCAGCUACUUUAAAGAAAUAUUGUAUAUCUUGAAGAUAUGCUCACUACGGGUGGCAAAUCAGGAAAGUUGUUUUCAUCUUCACGUGGAUAUACUGUCCAUUCUGCUCAACUUUUGCCGGAGGCUCAUUAAAUCGGAAUGUAUGAUCAAGCAGUCACUUCCAAUUAUAUGCACUAUAACGAGCGUCGACGACCCCAAACUGUUCCUCUACACUGCAAACUAUAUUCGGCUAGCAAUAAGGUACCACCCCAAAACUGGUAGCGAGUUGGCUCUGAAUCCCCUGUUAACUGCUGCUGCAAACCGGCCGUCUCAUGAGUUAAUGAAAAUACUAUUUUACAUACACUCAUAUAAUGCCGUUGCUUUCUGGUCACCUGGUAUUGGACAGCAACUUCUCAGCAUUUACAGUCAAAAAAGCGUCCCGGUUCCUGUACAGCUAGAUUGUUUAAUACUGAUUGGUAGAAUCUUAGAUGACAUUCCCCGUACAGAUACGACCUUGGAAACUUGCUUUGGAAUGACACCAAGUGACGCAGUGCCUAUUUUACUGAAGGCAGGAAAUACCGAAGUUGGAGCUAUACUAACAUCUGUGUUCGUGAAAUUUGUGCAGCGUGAUCUAUAUGCAUCAUUUGCAGCACAUGCAAACUCUCGACUUUCCAGUCGUCUCUGCCUUUCGUGGCCUGGUGCUUUGGAAGCCGCUGUAACUUUGUUGAGGUCGUUGGUUAAAGAAUGCUCCGCUACAAACCACAAACACCAGAAAAAUGCCACAUGCAUCCCUGGAUGUAUUGCUGCUGUAAUAGGUUACCUGCGCAAAGCGGAGACUGCGAAACAGGUUCUGACUUGUUUAGUGACUCUCCAGGAUUUUUCCAGGCAUGUUUCUCCAAAAGUCCUGGAAGUCUAUGAAGAGGCGAUUGGAACUGCUUGCUUUCGGGUUGGGAUCGAUCAGACUAUGUUUUGGGAUUAUCUGGACUCGCAUGAAUUUCAGAAAGCUCAUCCUGGUCUCGGAAACCCCGUUCGGAUGAAUGCCGUUGAUACAAACAAAACCAUAAAUGAUCAGAGAUCUCCACCCAACAUUUCCAAAGAGAAUGAAUCGUCUUCUCCCGAAAACUUCCACUCAUCUUAUAUCAGGAAUACCCACAUUUUUGAAUUAUAUUCCAACUCUUCACAAAGUUAUUCGACUACUGAUUGUGGUGAACCAAACACACAUCGUGUCUUCUCAGCCAGUAUGAAGGUAGUCUGCAAUGGCAAACAGCUUAGCCGCUCACAUUUUGAUAGACCUAAGAAAUGGCCCAUUGAAACCAGGGUCCAUUCUGAAGAAAACUCAGUGGCGGAAAGCACGCUAAAUAAUGUCAACAGUUCUAGCACUUCUAGCAGAACAUCAACCACAACGGGUGCAUCAUACAGUCCUGGGGAAGACCGGCGUUCCUCUUCUAGUCUGUCUUUCGGUGAAGUUGACCCGGAUGCAAUAGAAAAAGCCAAUUCAGUACGUUUUCCGACGCUUCCGGGAUUUUCUAGUCCCAGAAAUACACCGGGAUACUCUGACACCCAGGGUGUACCCACUCAGCUCCGCUUUGACGGUCAGCAGUUUGAAAAUUCUGUUUCAAAAUCCGUGGUUUCUGAUCCUGUUCACCUGUCCUUGACCAAGUCCGCCCCUCAGCUUUCACCGGUGGGACAGCUUGACUCUGUGCAACGGUUUUAUGAGCGAUACUACGCAAAACUUGUUAGUUAUGUUGACUUCGUCUCGAACCGCUUCCCGCUUCCUGCUGCACUCGGUCUGGAGGACUUUAAGACGAGGAGUUUGGAGGCUGAAAGUCACCAGCUGGUACUGUGGUUAAAUGAACGAAGCACAAGACUAGAGGGAAGCCAAGAGAGCUCAAACGAUUUUCAAGGCACCCCUCGAAGUCUCUGUCCGUCGCUGACUUUAUACUUUGCAUGCUGUUGUCGCCGUUCCCAGUGUCUUUUUCCUGGGAAUAGAAUGGAUACAUGUUUCCGUGUCAUCACUGAGAACCCAGUCACGUGGAUGCAGAUCAUUAUCUUAGGCACACAAGUCAAGUACGGAAAGGCACUGCCUUCGGAACAUCUAGCUAUGCGAAAUUUGCGAUGGUUUUGGGCACAAAUCGUCGACCCAUCAGCUUGUUCUUCACGUCAACGCAGCAUUCUUCGAGUCCAUUCUGACAGUGCUAGAUACUCCAAUACUCAGUACACAGUUCCCGGAAUAUCUCCAUCAACGGUUGCCCGAGAACAAGCAGAAUACGAUGGUGCACGCCCGAAAUCCCCUCUUCUCAAUCGGAUCCGAACGUGGAAUUCUAUGCGAACGCGAUCUCGAAAACAACUGUCAAAAUUCAACAGCUUCUUCCUGCUCGCCACUCGAAGCUUUCCAAACUCAAAGGAAUGUGAGACAAUAGUUAAGGAGCUGAAGGAAGCCAGGUUUUUCGAACUUUUUGAGCCGGUUACAGAUCCAAAAAAUGCCACUGAGAAGGUCAGUCAAAACUACGCGAACCGGUGGUGCUGUUUUCUGUGCAAUCAGUCACCACGACGUUGUGUUUCUGGGUCUAGAUCAGAAAACACCACAGUUUGCGCAACGAAGCCCCAAAAUUCGAGAAUAAUGCACCCCCCGCCUAAUUCAAUACAGUUGGAAACCUGGUGUCCCGAAAUGACCGCGCAACUUUAUUUGCGGCACGCUAGACGGAUUCCCGUUGCAAUGGUUUGGAUUAGCCGAUGGCAGAAACAUGAAGUUAUACUGAAAGAUGGAAUUCUGGGCUGGAGGAGACGGGAUGAACGACGCUUAAGCAAAGACGAGCAAUCCGCCAGUAAUAAACGACCUGAUUCAACUUCAAAAUCAUCCCGGAUAAACCGAAACUCUGAACACCUUGUUGGUGAUGAUCUUCAACGCGCACCCCCUGCCAGUGAAUGCAUUCAUAAGAACCAGUGGACAUGUAUCUUCGUCGGAACGAUAGUGAAAAUCGAAAGUAUUAGGAACAAAAAAACUGAUCAGCUGCUCCAACUUCAACUCACAAUUCGGAAUAAUGGCGUGCUUUUUCUCAAGUCCCUACCACAGUUGCGACUGAAACAACCCGCAGUUUCCUCCGCAAUUCCGAGAGUGCCAAAUGAAGUUGAGGAACUCACAGAAUGGUCACGUGCCCUACAGGUUGCUAUGAUUCGUGCCCACCAAAAGUUGAAUAUAUGACUAACUUUCUAGUUAUAUGCAUUCAAUGGACCUUGGUGACCCACUUUUCGUGCUUCACUUUCCCAUCAAAGACAGUUGUUUCCAAACGCUGACUUGUUCCUAAUGUGGAGCAAUUCGAACUUCUAUUAGGUAGCGUUGUCAGUCAGCAGUUUUGUGAUACUUGUAUAUAUGAUGGAAUUCAUAGCAUUUUAUUACCCUCACUCCGCAACAUAGCUUCGUUCUUCAUAUAUAAAAAUGCC
Molecule: messenger RNA, 3654 nt
Organism: Opisthorchis viverrini
Lineage: Eukaryota; Metazoa; Platyhelminthes; Trematoda; Opisthorchiida; Opisthorchiidae
Exons: 6
Coding region: 56-3415 (1119 amino acids)
Biological process (GO): regulation of signal transduction
Cellular component (GO): plasma membrane
Molecular function (GO): phosphatidylinositol-5-phosphate binding
Source: RefSeq, a predicted model, not a curated record